UUCCAGCCUCAAGGGCAUUACUUUAAAGAGAUGAACUGGAUCAGCAGGGCAGGACUUGGCAAGGCCUCAGUCCACUUGGGGGAAUGACCAGUGAUGCCCAAAGAGGGAAGGUAUCUUAUUCCAGAAACAGCAUCCACAUAAAGUGAUGCUUCAGUGGAGCACCCUGAAGUAAAGGGUGGCCUCCGCUUACCUCCCUUGGACUCCAUGUCUGCCUUUUGGGACUUCCUGAUCUCUUCAAGCCAGAACUUCUUCUCCCUUGUUGUGUGUAUCGGAUGGUGGGGUCGGGGGUAGGGGUGAGGAGAGGCUCCUGUGCCUUGCAGGAUGAUCAGUAGCUUCCAUUCCCCACUUCUGACAGCCAAACAUCCCUCUGGACAUUGCCAGAUGUUCCAGGGGUGAUGGGGCUGGCACAACAUCACCAUUGCAACCUGAUUUCACUUGCAUCAAGAAGAGGGUCCAGGGGUGUACAGGCCUCAUCUCUCCCCUCCACUGAGGCUCCUGAGCCUCACAGGGCCAUGGUAUGAGUACAGUUCACAAUUGUUGUAUGGCUGGAGGUUGGAUGGAGGGGAGGGUGCUUCCAGGGAGAGGAGAUGCUGGGGGGGUAUGAUCUGUACACUGUUAUCCAAGUUAACAUAAAAGGUGAUGGACCCUUGGUGAUAGGUCAUUGGUUUGUGACUGAAGUCAGCUAUGUCUGCUGGCUUUGGGUAAGAUGGUAGGGCUGCCUCUCAGGCCCAACCCCUGGCAAGGUCAUUCUUCCACUCCCAGGGGCUUGUACACACUCAACAGUAAUUCCUUAAGGCAGUGACUUUUGAUGAGGCCAUUUCACUCCCUCUUUCCUCCAUGAACAGAGAGAAAUCAUGGAGCCUUCCAAGACCUUCAUGAGAAACCUGCCAAUCAUACCAGGCUAUAGCGGCUUCGUGCCGUUCCUCAGCUGCCAAGGAACGUCCAGGGAGGAUGACAUGAACUACUGUGUGAAAACCUUCCAGGAGAAAACACAGCGCUAUAAAGACCAGCUGCGGGAAUUUUGCUAUGCAGUGGCCACUGCCCCGAAACUGAAGCCUGUCAACUCCGAGGAGACUGUCCUGCGGGCCCUGCACCAGUACUAUCGGCAGUACCACCCUCUGCUCCUGGAAUGCAAAUAUGUAAAGAAACCUCUCCAGGAGCCCCCGAUCCCUGGCUGGGCAGGCUACAUGCCGAGAGCCAGGGUCACUGAAUUAGGCUGUGGCACGAGAUACGCUGUCAUGGGCAAAAACUGCUACAAGGACUUCCUGGACAUCAUAGAGAGGGCCAAGAAAGCACGUCUGAAACCAUAUGAAGAGUGAGUCUGUCUUGGGUCCUCACCCCAGGCACAAGAUCAAAGGGGAGAAGUGCAAACCCAGGGCAGUGGUUUACUAGAUGUCCCCAUUCCAGCGCUAGGACUAUCUGUGUGUGAUUUGUCUUAGAGAAGGUGCCUCAUUUGCAGUUUCAAGGCUUCCUCAGUAGGCAGCUGCCCUCUGCUCCUGACCUGUGCUCAGCAUUCCCCAGAAGCUCUACCUGUGGUGUUUGAUGGUUGGCAAGGAGGGGUUGAGAGUAAAAACCAGCGGGAUUACCAUCCUGGCAAUGGCUUAAGGCCCAAGGGUGCUGAGGGAGCGAGAAGGCAGGGGACCCCAGGGCACUGCAUAGGAGGCCUCACAUGGCCUCAGUUUUCUCUUCUGCAAAAUGAGGAUGAUGAUCUUUACCUUUAGAAUAAAUUGUAACGAA
Saimiri boliviensis boliviensis (Bolivian squirrel monkey) is the source of this 1737-nucleotide messenger RNA. RefSeq names its product sperm microtubule inner protein 5 (gene SPMIP5). The record is from RefSeq and is a predicted model, not a curated record. NCBI's taxonomy places the organism in Eukaryota, Metazoa, Chordata, Mammalia, Primates, Cebidae.